AGUCGCUCCCAGACGGACAGCAAAGUCGGAGAAGGAUAUGGAUCAGCCUUGUCUAUAAGAUGGCCAGCGACAACUUCAGAGAAUCGCUACAGCCGUUCUGUAUACAAGUGGAAGGAUUUUCGUCUGAUACAAACGAGAACCAAGUGAAACAGAUAUUCCAACAUUGUUUAAAACUAGAACAAAUUGCGGGCGUACAACUUAAUCAAACAAAAUGGCUGAUAUUGUUUCAUGAUAAAGUUGUGACUGAUUACUAUGUGAACCAGAAAGAAAUCUGUCUGCCAAACAGUACUCCUCUGAAGAUCGGUGCAUGUAUACUGUGUGACAUUCCAACGUCAUGGGAAAAAGUUGACCUUAAGAACUUGGCUCCUGCUGUUUUUCCUGGUGACCCAGCACAACCAAAUUAUGGCCCACAAGGUGCCUAUCCAGGUUACCAUGGUUACCCGCCUAGUUACCAGAAUAUUCAAUACCCUAAUUUUGGUCAGUCUCCAGGAUCACAAGGAAAUCCGAUGUAUCCAGGAUAUCCUCAACAAUAUGGUGGACCACAGGUGCCAACAACUAUGGCACCAAAGCCAGCAGGUUCUGAGGGUACAGGCCUUAUUGUUUAUCCUGGAGACUCCACACCACCAGGUCCCCCAGGGGGGCAACCACCUCAGGUCCAAGGUCAAGAGGGCAAAUUGCCAGGAAUGUGUGGUGAAGGUGAAGUUCAUGAACAGCCUUUAUCAGCAGCUGAACCUGGAACUCCUCAACCACCUAAAGAUAGUGAUCAGCAGAAACAAGCGCAACCUUCAGAUGAGAGAAAAAGUCUAGGCAACGAGCAAGAAAGACAAGUAGCUUACUCAUCUAUGCCUCCUUAUCCUGGAUAUCAAUAUCGUGGACCAGCACCAGGACAAGAAGCCAUGUACUCCAUGCCCUUUUAUCAUGCCCAAUAUGCCCCGAGAUUUCCAGGUCCAUACACGCCAGGCUUACCACCGCCCUACAGUCCAUAUUCUGGAAGGCACCCUGCACCCAACAGUUCUCCAAGGAUGAACCAGCCACCUCACAUACCAAAUCAACCUUCACCUGCUUACCAGUUACCGGAGGCUUGGGUUGAACCUUCAGAAACAUCCAUGAAUGCUGCUGAAACUGAGGAAGAGGAGAAUGAGGAGGAUGAGGAGGAGGACGAAGAAUCAUUGGGGAUGAUCAAAGUCACAGGAAUAUCUCCACAGACCACAGAAGAAUCGCUAACCUAUUUUUUUGAGAGUAAAAGGAAAAGUGGUGGUGGAGACAUUGAGGAUGUGGACUUUCGGAAAGAAUCAGCGAUGGCUAUUAUAACGUUUGAAAAACCUGAAGUGGUUGAUCGUGUCCUGCAGAAGCUACCAUUACUCUUGGAUAAAAAACAGAUUACAGUAGAGCGAUUUGUUCCGGAGAAGUAUAAUUCAGGAGCUAAUGUUGAAGAAGAAACAAGUGACAAGGAAGAAUCGAAGCCUUCCUGUAUCAUAGAGGUGCGAGGCAUGAGUGAGAAAACUAGUGUAGACACAAUAGAGCUUUAUUUUGGGAACAAGAAGGCUGCUGGAAAAAAUGUCGAGGUUGUGAAUGUUAAUGAUUCGGAGUUUGAUGAGGGAGUUGUCUACAUUACCUACGAAACUGAAGAAGUAAUGAGAGCUGUGUUGGACAGAAGUCAUACACUAGAUGGGGCCAGUUUGAAAGUCACAGAGUACAUCCCACCGCCGCCACCAAAACCACGCCUGAUGUAUGAUGAUAAAGUGCUUAUUAAAGGGAAAAAUCCAGACACAACGAAAGAUGGACUGGAGAAUUUCUUGGAAGCAAAA
Molecule: messenger RNA, 1808 nt
Organism: Pecten maximus
Lineage: Eukaryota; Metazoa; Mollusca; Bivalvia; Pectinida; Pectinidae
Product: formin-like protein 5
Molecular function (GO): RNA binding
Source: RefSeq, a predicted model, not a curated record